Molecule: messenger RNA, 4781 nt
Organism: Ahaetulla prasina
Lineage: Eukaryota; Metazoa; Chordata; Lepidosauria; Squamata; Colubridae
Gene: CPQ
Product: carboxypeptidase Q
Exons: 8
Coding region: 153-1565 (470 amino acids)
Biological process (GO): peptide catabolic process; proteolysis; thyroid hormone generation
Molecular function (GO): metallodipeptidase activity
Source: RefSeq, a predicted model, not a curated record
CCUCCUUCAAGGCCUGGGCUUCGGUGGAGCCCUCCCACUCCCUCAUAAGAGCGGGCUCAGGAGAGGCUCCUUUCUUCCGCUUCUUUCUCAGAUGAGUCGCAGGCUAAAGACAGACAAAAAACUGCCAGGGGGUUCACAAAUAAUAGAGAAAAAUGAAGCUUCUGUUUUUAAUGAUCUCCAUCUGCCUAUUUUCUGAAAGCAUGACUUGUUUAUUAAGCAACACCAGUUACGGCCACCAAAGAACAUUUGAGGAUAUUGAGAGAGAAAUAGCCAAUUAUUCGGACGUUGCUGAGAAGAUUAUCAAACUUGCAGUUUAUGGAAAGGCCCAGAACAGAUCUUAUGAAAGGCUUGCACUGUUUGUGGACACUUUUGGACCACGAUUGAGUGGUUCUAGAAAUCUAGAAAUGGCUAUCCAGUACAUGGAGAACGCUUUGAUGAAAGAUGGCUUAGGAAAUGUCCACCUGGAGCCAGUAAAAAUACCCCACUGGGAAAGGGGUGAAGAGAGUGCAAUGAUGGUUGAACCAUACAAUCAUACCAUUGCUAUGUUGGGGCUUGGUGGGAGUGUUGCAACUCCUCCCGAAGGCAUUACAGCAGAAGUGUUGGUAGUAAGUUCUUUUGACGACCUACACAAGAAAGCUCAUGAAGCCCAUGGAAAGAUUAUUGUUUACAACCAGCGUUAUACCAAUUAUGGUAAAACAGUGCUCUACCGACUUCAUGGAGCAGUGGAAGCUGCUAAAUUGGGCGCAAAAGCUUCUCUUAUCAAGAGUAUUGCUCCAUUUUCUAUCAAUAGCCCGCAUACUGGAAUGCAAGCAUAUGACUCAGAUGUACCUAAGAUUCCUACCGCCUGUAUUUCCAUUGAAGAUGCAGAACUGAUGGCCCGAUUGUUCUCCCGGGGUACUAAGAUAGUUGUAACUCUGAAAAUGGGAGCCAAAACAUAUCCUGAUACUGAUUCCUUUAACACAGUUGCUGAAAUAACAGGCAGUAAAUACCCUGAGCAGGUUGUACUAAUUAGUGGACACCUGGACAGCUGGGAUGUGGGUCAGGGAGCAAUGGAUGAUGGUGGAGGAGCAUUUGUAUCAUGGGAAGCAUUAUCACUCAUUAAGGAUCUUGGACUCAGACCCAAGAGAACUCUGCGCUUGGUUCUUUGGACUGGAGAAGAGCAAGGGGGAAUCGGAGCUGAACAAUACUACAAGCUACAUAAAGUAAACAUUUCCAACUUUGAUAUGGUUAUGGAAUCAGAUGAAGGAACGUUUAGGCCCACUGGCCUGGCUUUCACGGGCAGCCGUAAGGCUCGUUGUAUCAUGAAGGAAAUCAUGAAACUCCUGAAGCCUCUCAACAUUACCAGUGUUUUUGAAGAUGGCGGAGGAACAGACAUUAAUUACUGGAUUCAUGAAGGAAUACCAGGUGCCAGUUUGAGUAACGAUAUCACUAAAUACUUCUGGUUUCAUCAUUCCCAAGGCGACACAAUGACGGUUCAGGAUCCAGUCAAAAUGAAUCUCUGUGCUGCUCUUUGGACUGUUGUGUCUUAUGUGAUUGCUGAUAUGGAGGAGAAGGUACCAGUGUAAUUCAAAAAUAAAUCAAGAAAAAGUAUUGAUCGUUUUAGCACAGAUCAGGAAUGUAUCUGAUCUAACUCUGUGAUGAAACUCUAGGUUUCUUCCAAAAACUAAAGUUUGCUUGAUUCAACUCAAAACAUGUCUUUUUACCAUGUAUACAUAUUUUUGAAUUGUGGGUCUAAUACGUUCUUCUUUUGGACAAAUUCCUGAUGCUUAGUGUCAGUGCUUUGUUCUUGUUGUUAUUGAUCUUUACUCAGCAAUAUCAUAAAAGUCACUGAUUAUUAAGUUACCCUUUUAUCUGCUAAAUGCUUAAAAUAAAUAUGGUGUUAUGCAUGAACUCCCGAGUCUAGCCAUCUGUCAAAAUCUGCCUCCUCCCCCAGCCUCACCCCACAUUAGACAGAGCAAUCUGUGGCUGUUUUUCUACUGAUAGAAAGGGGAUGCUCAGUGAAAAGGUAAAUAAAGUCAGGGCAAUCCACCAAAUCCUAGAAUAGAAUAGAAUAGAAUAGAAUAGAAUAGAAUAGAAUAGAAUAGAAUAGAAUAGAAUAGAAUAGAAUAGAAUAGAAUAGAAUUUUUUAUUGGCCAAGUGUGAUUGGACAAACAAGGAAUUUGUCUUAGUGCAUAUGCUCUCAGUGUACGUAAAAGAAAAGAUACGUUCAUCAAGAAUCAUAAGGUACAACACAAUGAUAGUCAUAGGGUACAAAUAAGCAAUCAGGAAACAAUCAGUAUUCAUAUAAAUCAUUAAGGAUACAAGCAACAAAGUUACAGUCAUACAGUCAUAAGUGGGAGGAGAUGGGUGUUGGGAACGAUGAGAAGAUUAAUGGUAGUACAGAUUGAGUCAAUAGUUUGACAGUGUUGAGGGAAUUAUUUGUUUAGCAGAGUGAUGGCAUUCGGGAAGAAACUGUUCUUGUGUCUAGUUGUUCUGGUGUGCAGUGCUCUAUAGCAUCAUUUUGAGGGUAGGAAUUGAAACAGUUUAUGUCAAGGAUUGAGGGGUCUGUAAAUAUUUUCACAGUCCUCUUUUUGACUCGUGCAGUAUACAGGUCCUCAAUGGAAGGCAGGUUGGUAGUAGUUGUUUUUUCUGCAGGUUAUUUUUUUUUCCCUUUUAUAAAGGUUAGCAUCACUAGCUGGACUCAUUACUGAGAGAAAAAGGUUCAGCAAAUGUUAUGGUGGGAUUACAUAUAUUGUUUAUUAACCUGACUCUCUGACUGUGCCCAAAAGCAGACACUAGAGUAGUUGUACCAAGGAAGCAUCUACCUGAAAGGUUCUAUCAGGAGUAUCAAGAGAACUUUUCUGCAGGAGGGGUUUUCUGGAACGCUGACACUCUGGCUCUAUUCUUCAAUGAUGACAUCAUCUCAACAAAUAGAGAUUUAGCUCUGAGUUCUACUUCUUUUUCUCAACUAUACUUGAAAUUUAAGUGCCCUAUUUUGAGCCAUGUUUUCAUGUCCAAAUAUUAUUAUUUAAACUUUCUGAAAGAUGUAACUAUUUGAUCCUUUACAGAAUGUCUAUUGAACAAGCUGGCUCUUGUUCCUUGCCCUUGCAUUCCCACAACUCUAAACUGGGGUUGAAUCAUUGGCUCAGCAUCUUGUUUUCUUUUUGCUUGCCUGGAUUGCCCAGCCACUAAAUGUCACAAAGGUCCCUUAACACAUGGUCCCCCCCACUGUAAGAGUGUAUAUUGAGAUGAACAUGUUAUUAUUUAUAACAUUUAAAUGCUGAUAGAAUUCCGGAGAAUGAUAUUAUGUUGGCGGUCUUCGCUGUGGUGCUGUAAAUCCUGCUACCACAAUCCCUGUGUGUCUUUUGGUUCCCAUUCCUUCUGUUUUUGUUCAUUUGCUUUAAUAAAUGAAAAUAUUUGGAAGGCUGGCAUGCUGUAAAACGUGGCAUCAGUGCAAUCCACCUUUCCAGGAAUACAAUAAAGAAAAAUGCAAGGAAGUGAAGUUGGCCCUGGAUAGAAUUAACAAAGGUAAGUGAUUUCACCAAGCCAUGGUGAAAGAGGGGAUCUUGAUGAUCUGCAGGGGUAGCACGUGUAUUUCAUGUUUUAGAAAUAUAUACAAAUCUUCUACAGCUUGUUCGUAGGGUUCCCAUAACAUGGUCUGCAAGAAUCCAGGCAGUCACAAGAUGGUAGCAAAGAGAACACAAACACUCUCUGUUGCCACCUAGUUGUCAUUUGGAUGUUGGCAGCUCCAAUAGGCUAAACUGUUUUGCUUCUUCAGCCUAUUUGUUCAUUAUUAUUCUGAAUGCCUUUUCACAGCAUGAAUAUAUUUUGCCUGAUUUUUCCUUAAGCGUAAGUGCCCCAAGUCUAUGUAUUGUCUGAAUCUGUGCAUGUUUUUCUGAGUAUCCUCAGUCACCUCUUUAUAAUAUAUAAUAUUUAUAUAUGUUGUGCUUUACAGCAGCCAAUUGUACGGUUUGAUGUUUGGACUUACCGCUAGAUCCCACUAAAUGUAACUCAUGAAGAUUCCUCACAAGUUACUUUUCAGUUCUUUUUUGUCCACUACUAGUUUUAGUGAAUGUAAUCAAUUGGUGUGAUAUUGUUGUGAUUAUGGCAUGGGUAUAUAAAUUUUCAGAGGUACCUGCCAACCAUCGAUCGAUAACGCUAACCCAUUUGGCAGGGGUGAGGAAAGCAGGAGAUAGCUGAAAUAAGGAGACAUAAAUAAUUGCUGUGUGAAACUGACUGGAGGAGAAAACGUUUCAGCAGGCAAAAAAGGAACAAGAGCUUACAUUACUUUCAGUAUGAUCACUUUGUGAAAUAGGCAUUUUAUGCUACCCAUUCAUAGAAAAAACAGCUAUUUUUUGAGUUGGCAAGCUCCCUCAUAGCCAGCUUUUUUGUGAAAGGUCCUAUGACAUCAACUCCGAAUGAAUCACUGAUUUAAAUUGUCUCAUAUUUGAAAUGUUAUUCUCUUGUUUAUGUAAUAUGUAUAAAUAUAUAAUUAAGUUGUGUGGUUCAUCAUGAUUCAGUACAAUUUAUAAGAAUAUAAUGCAUGUAAUCAUAUUGUCAUUGUUCAUUUCAUUACAAGCCUAUUUUAUUAUGUUGUAUUAUUGAUAUUACUUAAACCAAAAUUCUAGCUGACUUUCUGAAAUAUGAUAAACAGAUCUUACAUUAAUAACUUAUUUCAACUCUACGUGACUACAUGGUGGCCACUGCACAAGAACUGACACAUGUACAUCAGCCAGAGUACAAUAUUUUCAUAAGUUGUUUGGUGACAUCUUGCUUGAUCUUGUAUCUAUUCUGUCUUCUAU